UGUACUAUAAUGCUGACAGUAUCUUCACUACAGCAGCACAAACAGUUCAGUGCUAGUCUGGACCGUUCAACUCAAAGGAUUAUAAAUACUGUACAAAAUCGCCAGCAAUGAUCUCAAGUAGACAAAUCUUUACUGUCAUAGGACUGCCAAUGACGGUCGCCGUAGUUUAUUUAAUGUCGAUUUCGACAGUCGAAAGAAGUAGUAGAAUAUAUCCAAAUGCACAGCAAUACAGAUACGAUUUCAAUGACAGUAGGUCUACAUUUACCAUCAAUAUACCGUCGUACAAAUCUAUAUUAAGCCAGAUCCCCGUUGCCGAGCCCGUAUUUAAUACGAAAGGUAUCGGUUCAAUGGGAUUCACAGAUUCAAGUAGAAGUACUUUUCACUUGAAAUACAACGACAGUGACAUUAAUGUCGGCGAGUUUUUCAGUGUAGUAAUUGAAUCACGUGACAAGAAUGGACGCCAUCGUGUUCUUGGUGGCGAUUUUUGGUACGCGACCAUUAAAAUAGGAUAUUGUUCUGAAGCGGGAAAGAUUUUAGAUUUUCAAAAUGGUACAUACGAAGUGGUUUUCUUUGCUGCUUGCCCAGGAAAUGUGAAGCUCACUAUCAUUCUCGUCCACACUGUGGAGACUGUACAUUUCUAUAAACAUACUGUUUGGUCCAUGGAGGAACGUAAACUAUGGAACGCCACAUACAAAGUUGGAAAUAAGGAGGAGUAUGGAUUAUGCCGGAUACACAAUGUUGGAAUCUGGAAAGAUAAAUGUGAAUUUCCCCACCCAAAGGCAAUGGGUGGCUCACUCAUGUUGUGUGACCCACCCCGAACGUUACCGUGCUCAUCUCUUUAUGGUUUACGCUCGAAGGGGGAGACUCAGGAAAUAUUAGCCAACGCUUAUACAUCAUUCUUAACGGAUCAUGAAGAUUUAUUUCGAAGAAAAAUCAAUUUUGGAUAUUUAACGAACGGGACAGAUACAUUUACCAUCCAAAGAGCAGGUGAAGAAUCGAUGAAUGUGCACAAAACGUUAAUGAAUUAUAUAAAAAGACCAGAGUGCACGCCGGACACGCCUGAACCAAUAAAUGACGGCUUCUGGUACAGGAAUACUUGGCACUCGUUCGCGUGUCGAAGCAGAUCCUGGUCCAGAAAGCAGAUACGCACAUGUAUAAACAACAAGCGACUCAUCUUCCUGGGCGACUCUACAACAAGACAGUGGUGUGAAAAACUACUUUUACAUCUCGAUGUGGACGUACCUGAAGAUUUGUCUCGUAAAGGCUACGAUAUCGUUACUGAUUUUCUGAAUUUAACUUUCCAAUUUCAUCCGUAUGUCCUUGGAAAUGGUAUAGAGAAGGUGAGUGAAGGCAAGUUCGAGGUGGACGUAUUAGACUCAUUGGCAACUGAUAACUGUCACUAUGUAAUCAUGAUAAGCCCGUGGGCUCAUUAUGAGGUCUGGACAAAGGAAGCUUAUUUGAGUCGAUUAGAACAUAUCAAAGCUGGUAUAAUCAGUUUUCGUCAAAAAUGUCCUGAUACAAAGUUCGUCAUCAAAAGCCCCCAUCCGAGACGCCAUUCAUCCAAAUCCUUACAAACCUUCAUAAUCGCUAGACUGACUAGUGACGUAUUGCUGUACGAGAUCCGGAACCUAAUGCACGAUACUUUUAAAGGAAUGGGGAUCCAUUUUAUUGAUAUUUGGGACAUGAACUUGGCAUAUGAUUCGCCAAACACGAUUCACAUGCCAUUGGAAGUUGCAAUCCAAGAACUGUUUAUGUACUUUUCACACAUUUGUCCAGAUAUAACAAACCAAUAAAUUAUCGACCUAUUUAAAAAAAAACAAAAAAAAAAACAAAAAAAAAUUGGCUUCUAUGCUUAGACGAGUUUUAUAUAUAUAAGUUUCAACUUCAAAAGCUAUAAAUACCAAAUAUAACUGUAACAGCCUAAGUUGCGAAA
Anneissia japonica is the source of this 1933-nucleotide messenger RNA. Its product is annotated as NXPE family member 4-like. NCBI's taxonomy places the organism in Eukaryota, Metazoa, Echinodermata, Crinoidea, Comatulida, Comatulidae. The record is from RefSeq and is a predicted model, not a curated record. The transcript has 4 exons. The coding region runs from base 108 to 1793 and encodes 561 amino acids.